AUGGCAGCCUGCUCUUCAAGCUGCUCAGUCUCCAUUUCAUCAUCUGGAGAUAAUGAGUGUACAACCACUAAGGAAACACAAGAAACAGAAACAGCAAAAACACACCUUCUGCGCAUUCGAGAUUGCGGCGAGGACGGACCUCAGGGACGAGACGGAGGACCUAUACCGCAAUCUAGCUUCGUCGAGGGCCCCACCUCCGACGUCGGAGCUGUUAUGGAGGAGAUGCUGAGUGUGGGACGAGUGGACCGCGGAGGACGCGGAGGAAGAGUCCGACAGCACGUCGCCGUUCGAUUGGUGGCCGUUGCUCGCCGCGGCCGGGGGAGGAGGAUGAGGAGCGGUGGUGGACCAGAGGGAGGGGUUGCAGAGUUCGUCGUUCAUGGCGGAGAGGAUCAGGAAGGCGGCUCCGAUAGUCUCCUCGAGGUGCUUUUGGCCCUCGACGGCGAGCUCCUGUGUGGUUCUGGCGGUGUGGCCGGCGGAGGUGGGUGA
Molecule: messenger RNA, 486 nt
Organism: Striga asiatica
Lineage: Eukaryota; Viridiplantae; Streptophyta; Magnoliopsida; Lamiales; Orobanchaceae
Source: the annotation of a GenBank genome assembly